Messenger RNA from Chionomys nivalis (European snow vole), 2621 nucleotides. RefSeq names its product CDKN2A interacting protein (gene Cdkn2aip). Gene Ontology annotation, cellular component: nucleoplasm; nucleolus. The transcript is spliced from 3 exons. NCBI's taxonomy places the organism in Eukaryota, Metazoa, Chordata, Mammalia, Rodentia, Cricetidae. The record is from RefSeq and is a predicted model, not a curated record. The coding region runs from base 147 to 1877 and encodes 576 amino acids.
CGUGUUCUGUUGUUUGGGGUUCGGGCUGCCCGGAGGGGCGUUCUCGGGAGGCUCGCCGGUGCAGGCCGCGCUGACAGGGCCGCGCCCCGCCGCUCGGCCGCCCUUGGCUCGGUGCGCUCGCGCUCUCCUCGUCCCGCAGGCCCAACAUGGCGCAGGACGUGGCCGAGUACCUGAGCCAGAACCCGCGAGUAGCCGCCUGGGCGGAGACGCUGCGCUGCGAGGGCGAGACGGACAAACACUGGCGCCACCGCCGGGAGUUCCUGCUCCGCAAUGCCGGAGACCUGGUCCCCUCGACGCCCGGGGAAGCCGCGGCCGACGCGGAGAGCGGAAGCCGCCGUCGGCAGCUCCAGCAGCUCGUCUCCUUCUCCAUGGCCUGGGCAAACCAUGUCUUCCUGGGGUGCCGGUACCCUCAAAAAGUUAUGGAUAAAAUUCUUAGUAUGGCUGAAGGCAUCAAAGUGACAGAUGCUCCAAUCCAUACCACACGAGACGAACUGGUUGCCAAGGUGAAGAAAAGAGGGAUAUCGAGUAGCAAUGAAGGGAUAGAAGAGCCGUCCAAAAAACGAGUCAUAGAAGGAAAAAACAAUUCUGUUGAGCGAGAUCAUGGAAAGAAAUCUGCUAAAACAGAUCGUUCGUCAGCUCAUCAGGAAAACAGCUCGGCAUCCACAGGGUCGUCCACCAAGUCAGAGAGUAGUGGGGCGUCAGCUCGGAGCGGCUCUGGUGUCUCUAAUCAGAAUAGCUCCACAAGUGAAGGAGAUAGAUCUGUUUGCAGCCAGAGCAGCAGCAGUUCCUCUCAGGUAACAACAGCAGGGGCUGGAAAAGCUUCUGACCCAGAAGCUGCAGAUAAACAUGGGUCAGCAUCAUUUGUUUCUUCGUUGUUGAAAUCCAGUAUGAAUAGUCAUGUGGGCCAGUCCACUGAUUCCAGACAGCAGAGCGGAUCACCUAAAAAGAGUGCUUUGGAAGGUUCUUCCGUCUCGGCUUCUCAGAGCAGCUCAGAGAUCGAGGUGCCCUUGUUGGGUUCCUCUGGAAGUUCAGAAGUAGAGUUGCCAUUACUGUCUAAUAAGUCUAGUUCAGAGACAGCCUCAAGUGGGUUAACAUCCAAAACUAGUUCAGAGGCAAGUGUUUCACCUACAGUUUCUAAAAACAGUUCCUCGUCAGGCACCUCUCUACUAACUCCCAAGAGCAGUUCAACCAGUUCUUCACUGCUGACUUCCAAAAGCACUUCUCAGGUAGCUGCAUCUCUGUUAGCUUCCAAAAGCAGCUCCCAGAGCAGUGGCUCUAUGGCUUCCAAAAGCACUUCCUUAGCAAGUGUGUCUCAGCUAGCUUCUAAGAGUAGCUCUCAGAGUAGCACUUCACAGGUGCCUUCCAAAAGUGCCUCACAGUCCAGUGAGAGCUCAGUCAAAUUCUCUUGCCGGAAGUUAACCAAUGAAGACGUGAAGCAGAAGCAGCCCUUCUUCAAUAGACUGUAUAAAACAGUGGCGUGGAAGUUGGUGGCUGUUGGUGGCUUUAGCCCCAGCGUGAAUCAUGGAGAGCUGCUAAAUGCAGCUAUUGAAGCUCUGAAAGCAACACUGGAUGUGUUUUUUGUCCCGCUGAAAGAACUGGCAGAUCUGCCUCAAAAUAAGAGCUCUCAAGAAAGUAUUGUUUGUGAGUUGAGGUGUAAGUCAGUGUAUUUGGGCACUGGCUGUGGAAAAAGCAAAGAAAAUGCAAAGGCAGUUGCAUCGAGAGAAGCACUGAAGUUAUUUCUCAAGAAGAAAGUGGUGGUAAAGAUAUGUAGAAGGAAGUACAGAGGCAGUGAGGUAGAAGAUCUAGUACUCCUUGAUGAAGAGUCGAGACCUGUAAACUUGCCGCCCGCAUUGAAACAUCCUCAAGAAUUACUGUAAUGUCUCCAAGUCACCACUGCAUCCAGUAGCUGGUGUUUGAAGAGAACUGGCUUUUAUAUGAUAUAAAACACUGGCUUUCACAGAUUUUGUAUUGCUUUUUUCCAGUUUUGCAGAAAAUUUAAAUUCUAGUUCUCUUGAGUAAAGUAGAAGUUGUACAUAAUUUAUGAAUGACAGUACAUAUUAAAGGGUAUACACUGACAGCAUACCAAUGCAGUUUUAUUUGCUGAAGAAAAUACUGUCUUCUAUUUUUAAUGAUAUAUUAGGUACGAUGUGUAGUUCUGUAGAACCUUAAAUUUUUGUACUACUUCCAAUUUGGUGGAAAUGUAUUAAGUUGUCUACCAUGCUUUUUUUCCUCCAACUUGAUUAAAUCCCAUCAAAGAAAAGGGGACCACAGUAUUUGAAUGUGUGAAAAUCUGUAAGACAAGGUUUUAAGAAUGUUGCUCAUAAUGUUGAACAUCUGUUAAAGAAUAAAAGAAUGGUUGCCUCAAACUAUUUUCAUGAGAAGUUGUAAACUUUUUUUUAGAUACAAAACAGUAUAAAGUACUUAUUGUUAUUUUAUUCUGAUGUUUAAAAUUCUCCAUGAUUUUGACUGCUGCUGAUUCUUAAGCAGGUUAAUUUAUGUUUUGAGGUAAAAUGCAAUUUACACUUUCUUAAAACAAAUGUGGGUUUCUAUAUUAAGCAUAUUUUGUGACUACUAAUUAUUAACAGAUUGAUUUGUUUAGAUAUUAAAUGCUUUAAGCUAUU